Messenger RNA from Lactuca virosa, 402 nucleotides. Lineage: Eukaryota; Viridiplantae; Streptophyta; Magnoliopsida; Asterales; Asteraceae. The record is from the annotation of a GenBank genome assembly.
GUGAGUAAGGAAUUGAAGUUGAAGUAGAGUUGUCGACAAUGAGGAGGUGGAAGGGCUGCUAUUGUUUCAAAUUCAGAAAUUCUUUCAUUUUAUCAACAAAAGACAUACUUUUGAAGCUGAAAUCAUGCUUCACAAACAAAGCAAAAGGGCAUAAGAAUGGAUUGGUGAGUCUUUACAAAGACAUGGAGGCUUGUGGGGGAUACGAAGAUAUACAAGUGAUGUGGGAAAUGGUUCAUUCUUCAUCUCAUUCUUCAAAUGUCAAAACGAUUAAACGCAAUGAUAAACCCUUUUAUUGGAGAUUUUGUUUGGAUACAACUUAAGAACUUUCUUUUUUUCUAUCCCCAAUUCAGCCUUUUCCUUUUCAACCCAAAUCACUAGUAUUGAUUAUCUUAAUAGGUAGGG